Messenger RNA from Ziziphus jujuba (common jujube), 1536 nucleotides. RefSeq names its product peptide chain release factor PrfB1, chloroplastic. The transcript is spliced from 7 exons. Gene Ontology annotation, biological process: translational termination. The coding region runs from base 70 to 1455 and encodes 461 amino acids. Gene Ontology annotation, molecular function: translation release factor activity, codon specific. Gene Ontology annotation, cellular component: cytoplasm. NCBI's taxonomy places the organism in Eukaryota, Viridiplantae, Streptophyta, Magnoliopsida, Rosales, Rhamnaceae. The record is from RefSeq and is a predicted model, not a curated record.
ACUCGGCACAAACCAGAAGGACGUAGUAAGAAAGGCCUUUCACUCUUUUGGGAGUGAAAAGCAAAAGCCAUGGAAGGUCUUCUGCGACCUCUGUUCAGCUCCACCACCUUCUUAUCCCCCAUACCCACAACCUAUAGACUUCGACUGCCAUUACAGUUCCUACCUCCAAAACCCAAAUGUUUUUGUCAAUUUUCCACCACCUUCACUUUGUCUAUAAACCUCUCAACCCCAUCUCGUCUUCCUCUUUCUGUUUUUUUUGCGACCCAAGAGAGCCAAGUAAGCGUUGAUGCCAACAAUGAAACAAGAGAGUGGGCAAUGCAAGAUUUUUAUUCCUUAAGAAAGGAUGUAGAAACUACCUCAGAACGUGUUGAAGAAAUAAGAGCCUCUGCUGGUCUGCAACAAUUAGAACAAGAGCUUGAAGAUUUGGAAUCAAAAGCAGCUGGUAGCUCCUUCUGGGAUGAUCGAGCUAAGGCUCAACAAACCCUUUUGGCCUUGACUGAUGUCAAAGAGAGGAUAAAAUUGCUUAAUGAGUUCAAAACUAAGGUUGAAGAUGCAGAAACAAUAGUUAAGCUAACUGAAGAGAUGGACUCCACGGACACUGCACUUCUUGAAGAGGCUUCGAGUGUCAUCAAGGAAUUGAACAGGGGAUUGGAUCGUUUUGAGUUGACUCAACUUCUUUCUGGUCCUUAUGACAAAGAAGGUGCUGUUAUAACUAUAACAGCUGGUGCUGGUGGUACUGAUGCUCAGGAUUGGGCUGACAUGCUUCUCAGGAUGUAUGUUAGAUGGGGGGAGAAACAGAGAUAUAAGACUAGAGUGGUUGAGAAAUCCCCAGGUGAAGAAGCAGGGAUUAAAUCAGCAAUAAUCGAAGUUGAAGGUCGUUAUGCUUAUGGAUAUUUGUCUGGUGAGAAAGGAACUCAUCGAAUUGUUCGACAAUCUCCUUUUAAUGCCAAAGGACUUCGCCAGACGAGCUUCUCUGGUGUUGAAGUCAUGCCUCUUCUUCCUGAAGAAUCAAUGGAUGUUGAAAUACCUGAGGAGGACCUAGAAAUAAGUUUUUCAAGGGCAGGUGGCAAAGGAGGCCAGAAUGUGAACAAAGUUGAAACUGCUGUCCGGAUUACUCACAUCCCUACUGGAGUUACUGUUCGCUGUACAGAAGAAAGAUCCCAGCUAGCAAACAAAAUCAAAGCUCUUAGCCGAUUGAAAGCAAAAUUACUAGUCAUUGCAGAGGAGCAACGAGCAUCUGAAAUCAAGCAAAUUCGUGGAGAUGCCGUGAAGGCUGAGUGGGGCCAACAGAUACGAAACUAUGUCUUCCAUCCGUACAAACUGGUCAAAGAUGUACGGACAGGGGUUGAGACAUCAGAUAUUGCUUCUGUAAUGGAUGGUGAAUUGGAAGCUUUCAUCAAAGCUUAUCUCAAGCAUAAAUACUCUCUCACUUUGUCUGCUAGCGGUGUUAACUGACAUUUCACUAUAUUUGUUUAUAAUAUAAACUUCUUGUUAUGUAUACGAAGAUAAAAUGUGAAUGCUACAUUUUUAUGGUUA